Messenger RNA from Cladocopium goreaui, 1614 nucleotides. The record is from the annotation of a GenBank genome assembly. Lineage: Eukaryota; Dinophyceae; Suessiales; Symbiodiniaceae.
AUGGCCUUGACGGCCUUGACCAUGGCCUCCAUGCCGCGGCUGCGUGUCCUGGGCCGCUUGGGCUGCCUUUCCAGCCGCGGCGUUUCCUCGCGGAGCGUUGCGUGGACGGCGGUCCGGGCGACCAAGGGACACAAGGGCCCCGGGUCCGGACCUGUGACGGCCUUUAAGGCACUGCUGGCCACUGCAGGUGGCUUGUUCAUGCGGAAUCGCCCGGCAUCGCAUCGUCCCAUCAGUUCGCAGGAGUUGCCAAACGUGGUUAGUGAGCUGCGAAAACAAAGCUUUAUUCUGAAUGUUUCACAGCUGAAACCCAGUCCGCUGAUCGUGGAUGCUGAUGGUGAGAUGCACACCGGACAUGAAUCAGCUUGGGAGUCCUACGACUUGCAACUUCUGAUUUCCGGUGAUGCCAAGCAUCCCUUCUUUUUCCUCCCGUUGCGUGUGCGUUUACGUUUCGGUGCCAGCCAGCUGCCGGACAUUCGCUUGGGAGGUCAGUUGGCCUUCCCACUGGUCAGCAGAGAUCGCCACCCUCCCAAGGCCUUUUGGGACAGAUUUAAGGCCUCAUCGGUGGCUUCCAAAGGAGAUCCAGUGGUGGAACUGCUGAGGAGUCUGCGACUUUUCCUGUUGGAUCCUGCAGAGUACUUGGCGUACACAGAGGGAAGUCCUGAGGCUAAAAGGCUGACAACCUGGUGUCGCGAUGUCGCAAGGCUGAAUGGACAACGGCUGGAGGUCAUACAGAAAUAUGGCAAGCUGGUGAGACACCCGGAACUUUUUGACCCGGUUUCACCCUUGAAAAAGGAAUGGUUUCAUGAGAAGAUCUGGUCAUUUCUGAACGGAGGAACUGCAGAUUGGCAAGACGUCUUGACGGAACAUGUGCCUGGAGAAGUCUAUUCGUUUCCAUUUUUUACGGACGAAUUUUGCAAAACUUUGUUGGAAGAAAUCUUCAACUUUUAUGAUACGGGUCUUCCUGCACGACGGCCCAACAGCAUGAACAACUAUGGAAUCAUUCUGAGUGACAUCGGCUUGGAACCCUUCAUCGACAAACUGCAGGAGUUGUUGCAACCCUUAGGGGAGGGCUUCUUUCAUGGGCCUGGCAGUUGCUGGGAUGGUCAUCACUGUUUCAUCGUGAGAUACCGAGAAGGUGAAGACCUGGGGCUGGAUAUGCACACUGAUGAUUCGGAUGUGACCUUCAACAUUUGCCUCGGCUUGGACUUCGCAGGGGCCGGGCUCCAAUUCUGCGGAGCCAUGGGACAAGCGGAUCAUCGCAAGCACAGCUUCACCUAUCGUCAUCAGAAAGGUCAUUGCAUCGUUCAUUUGGGUCGAAAGAGACAUGGAGCAGAUGAUAUUACCUCGGGGGAGCGGCUGAAUCUGAUCCUAUGGAACCACUCAUCGGAAUUCCGCGGCAGCGCAGAAUAUCAAAGGCCAGCUUAUCUUCCGGAAGAAUCUGCUCCCGAUCUGGUGUGUCUUAGCUACACCCAUGAUAGGGACUUCGGUACUUUCAAGGACUACCCGAAGGGCAAAGAACUCUUUCGGGGUCGUGGCUGGUGUCCACCAUCGCAAGCAGAAUAUCCGGAUUUCAAGCCUGAGACAGCUGGAGGAUCAUGGAAGUCAAGCUUGUGA